GGUUGAUUGUUCUCUGAUGGCAGAAACACAGGGGCAGAAGAGAAAAAUGGCGGGUAGAAGAAGGGAGGGAGAUUCGAAGAAAACAGCCCCAUCUUCCCACCCAUCUUCCCAGUGGCCAGCCAUUAAACCCAAGCAGGAUCUUCAGAUCAAUCGCCUCAAAGAAAAUGAUCUUUUCACCGUACCAAGUUUUUUCGCAAGUGUUGAGUCAAAAGCAUUCAUCAAGACGGCAGAGUCGAUGGGUUUUGUUCAUCAGGGGAGCCUCGGUCCUUCCAAAGGAGAAGCUUAUAGAGAUAAUGAUAGAAUUUCGGUGAAUGAUCCUGAUUUAGCAGACACCAUUUGGCGUUCGGGACUUGAUAAACAUUUUGCUGAUAUUAAAAUACGGGGAAAGGUUGCUGUUGGGUUGAAUCCAAAUAUCAGAUUUUACAGAUACAAGGUUGGUCAGCGCUUUGGACGUCAUAUUGAUGAAAGUGUUGAUCUUGGAGAAGGCAAGCGAACGUACUAUACUUUGUUAAUAUAUUUAAGUGGAGGUUCCAAAACUAAGACAAAAAAUGAUACCAACAAUUCCAAAGAUCCUUCUUCUGAGCCUCUUGUUGGUGGGGAAACUGUUUUCUAUGGUUGGAGGAAUGUCGUUGUGGCUGAGGUGGCUCCUACUGAAGGGAUGGCUCUUCUGCAUCUUCAUGGAGACAAAUGUUUGCUGCAUGAAGCUCGCAAUGUUACCAAGGGUGUCAAAUAUGUUUUCCGUUCAGACGUCAUAUUUUCUUGACGGUAAGUUUAGGUUGCAGUCUCGACGAAAAAUAAUUGAAUUACUUACACAUGGUUAAGAUUGUGCUAUUGACUUGGUUAUCUACAGGCUCCAUGAUGUCGUGAAAACUGCCAAACAGGUCACUAAGGUAUCCUCCUCAUUUGAUUCAAUGUCUAAACACCAGAUUUUAUAUUGUAAAAGAGCUCGUCCAAAGUUGAUUUUCUUGCGUCCAGGUUGGUCCCUGGAAUAGCUAAAGAAUUCAGUGUACCACUACUUGAAAUGGAACUGUUCAUAGUCUUAUAAGCUGUAUUACUAGGUGGCUUGUUGAAAUAUAUGACAUUUUACUGCAUAUGCCACUGAUAUGUGUUGUUUGGUAUAUUUACCUUCUUUCCUUUUCUGCCAAAGGAAUUUUAUUUUCUAAA
This is a messenger RNA of Cucurbita maxima (winter squash), 1164 nucleotides long. RefSeq lists its product as uncharacterized. The record is from RefSeq and is a predicted model, not a curated record. The coding region runs from base 17 to 763 and encodes 248 amino acids. The transcript is spliced from 5 exons. Gene Ontology annotation, biological process: peptidyl-proline hydroxylation to 4-hydroxy-L-proline. Gene Ontology annotation, cellular component: endoplasmic reticulum. Gene Ontology annotation, molecular function: L-ascorbic acid binding; procollagen-proline 4-dioxygenase activity; iron ion binding. Lineage: Eukaryota; Viridiplantae; Streptophyta; Magnoliopsida; Cucurbitales; Cucurbitaceae.